GCUGUAUCUAGCUAGGUGGACCGUCCGUGUAGACGUGUCCAGCCUCCUGCUGAGUUCUGGUACGAGUCGCAGCGAGAUGCACUGGAGGCUGGUGCUGAUUGCCGCAUCUUUAGACAUUAGGCUCACGAGUGCAGGGAGUGUUUCCUGAUGGGAGUUCGCAUCAAUUUUUAUUUUGUCACCCUUUCGUUCCGGUGGCCAACAAUCAAGAACCACGCUGGCUGAGAUGUUGAGAGUUUUGAUAUUGUGCUGAGUGAGUGGGGCCAAGCAAUCGCGGCGUGGGUGAGCCUGAACCUUCACGAAAAAUCCAGUCUCCCUUUAGUGGUGGCUGCAGUGACUUGUCUGCAGGGUAGGGGCGCACUGUUGACUAGCGAAGUGGAAGAAUGACGGACCAAGGCGACUGGCAGGCGAACAUGUUCCCGCCGAGUCAGCGGAGCUCCGAUCGCAUGGUCAGAGACGACGUCGAGAUGGCGAACUUCGGCGUGGCAGACGAGCACAUUCGCAACGACUACAACGGCCAGGGUCCUGGCUAUGUCGAUCCUGGUGAGUGCUGUGUGAUUCCGGACUAUGAAGAUGAGCAGUACUACCCCCCAGUACCUGGUCACCAGCAACCGCCUAACCAAUCGCAUGGUCAGCAAUCACAACUUGGCAUGACCCGCAGCAUGUCGGGCCGCGCCGGUGGUGGCAUGGUGGAGGGCUGUGAGUUCAUGCACGAGCUGCCCAGUCGGCGAGAGCAGGCCAGCACCGCGGCAACCAUUCGCCGACGCCAGACCGUGCACAGAUCCAUGACUCGGCCGCAGAUAAACAGCAAUGGGCGCGAAUCACCGCAGUUUGUUGAAGAUGAGGUUGACGACGUCUUGCCCAGCCUGAGGGAAGCCGGCCGCUCAGCGUCAUCUGCUCAUGCUCACAGGCAGUCCAUGCGCAGAAGGCCAACUAGGCCGGCUGGCCAGCGCGUGUCAGCGUAUCGCCAAGUCAAGUGGCAAAUAGGCUUGAAAUGGAAACUACUGAAGGAGUCGAUGGCCAACUUCUUCUACCACUUGGGCUUGUGGCGUGGCACCAUGAAGCGGAUUGAAGGUCGAUUCGGUACCGGAGUCGUGUCGUAUUUCCUCUUCCUACGCUGGCUGGUCUUUCUCAAUCUUCUCCUCUCGCUGUUAGUCAUCAGCUUCAUCUUCAUUCCGCAGCUGACCGUUGGCCGGACGAAAACUUCCAACCUGGGCACUCCUAAGAAUGAUAGCACUGAGUGGUAUUCCUAUAUCCAGCAGACUAUCACCGGAGAGGGCUACCUGGAGGAUACGCAUCUGUUCAUGGGCAUCUACACAAACACGACCAUCCAGCCUGGCUCAUACUCCAUGCCGUACGCGUAUCUGCUCACGUUGUUCGCCCUGCUCCUCGUCAGCCUCUUGCUGCUGGUCUUCAGCAUGGCCAAGGCGUACCGUGAGAGUUACGUACAGGACAGCGGCGGUUUGUACAGCUACAGCAACAAGACGUUUGGUGCGUGGGAGUUCACCAUCACCGACGAGAGCACCGCCAGACUUAAGUCCAUCAGCAUCAAGAAGGACUUUGAGGAGGAGCUUCAGAACGAGAAGGCGCUGAGCGAGAAGUGGACGUUUGACAAGACGAUGAAGGCGUACUCUCGCCGCGUCGUCAUCAACCUGAUCAUCCUGCUGAUGUGGGCGGCGGCCGGGACAGCCAUUUACUUUGCCACGACGGAGUCGAUCGACGCCAAUACGGAGAGUCGACAAAUAACCGGCGAUAUAUCCUAUGGAAAGCAGUUCACAUUGUUCAUCCGUGGUUUGGCGGCAACAUUGACCAUCUCAGCGUUUGAUGUCAUCUUCCCGACGGUCUUCCAGCAGCUGUCUCUGCUGGAAAUGUGGCGUACGCCCAGGACCGAGGUUCGCGCUACCCUUCUCAGAACGAUUGCCAUGCGAUUGUCUUCACUGGGUGUGCUCAUGGCGUCCAUCUUCAUCGAUAUUCAAGGCUGCGAUAGCGGUUCUGGCGGCGGCGGUGGUGGUGGUGCAAUGACCCCCAACAACAGUGCUGCCAUCCAAGCCACUAUGGGACCAACCACGUCCAUUGUGAUGGUGACUAUGAGCGCGGCAGCAAGCAAUACGUCUGCAGUGACGACAGCACCUGCAUCUGGCAAUUGCCCGCCGUGUUGGGAAUCAUUCGCUGGUCAGGAGCUAUAUCAGCUGACGAUCAUCGACUUCUUUAUCAUCGUGGGGGUCACUCUCUUUGGCGAAACAAUCUGGAGGUUUGCCGCGGACCACUCCAAGUUCAUCAAGGACAAGAUCGGACCGCCGGAGUUCUUCAUUGCCAAGAGCGUCCUGGAGCUGCUCUACGCACAGGCCCUGCUGUGGCUAGGUGUGUUUUUCUCACCGCUGAUUUGCAUCAUCUGUAUCCUCAAGUUUAUCAUCUACUUCUACUGCAAGAAGUUCAGCUUGUUUCACAACCUGAAGCCGAGUGACCGGCCAUACAGGGCUGCGAGGAACAGCAACAUCUUUCGUGCUCUUCUGCUACUUACGCUCUUCCUUUGUCUCAUUCCUAUCGGAUAUGCCAUUGUCAGGAUCACACCCUCUGCCCAGUGUGGACCAUUUCGGGGCAAGGAACACAUCUAUGACAUCAUUCCCGAACUGAUUGACAAGGCACCCGGCUGGCUGGAGACCAUCAUCGACUUCAUCGGCUCGGCAGCGUUCAUAGCACCCCUGCUCAUCCUGAUGCUGCUGGUCAUCUACUACUACUACGCAUUGUCCAGGGCUCAGAAGGAGAACAUCAACCUUCUCAAGGACCAGCUGCAACUUGAGGGCCGGGACAAGCAGUUUCUUAUCGGCAAGGUACAGCGCAUGCAGACCACUCUCGCCGGCCUGAGCGGUACUGUGUGAGCAGAGGAUGUGCUCGCUACCCACCAGCCUGCCACAACGGCAGCAGCCUGUGUUGACACGACUGCUCCGACCUGCUUAUCUUAUAAUAUUUAGCGGGCACUCACCAGUCUGAGCUCUAAGAGCAGAGUACAGAUGACCCAAUUGCUUUGCAUGAGCAGCUGUGGUUGUGAGCCACGCAUGCUGUGCAACAACGUUUUUUGAACACAUCUGAUUUGUUCAUUUUCUAUUGCCACUGUAUCCGUCGGAUACGUGUUAUCAUGUGCAUACGGUUGCGGAUGAUGCGUACGAGCGAUGGUUACGGUUCUGGUGUGCGUUAAAACUAAGCAAUGACCCCCUGACACUUCUACGAAUCGAACUGUGCCGUCUGCCGUUGAGUCGCCUUCCCUUUUGCGUUUCCUUAAGCUCCUGGUAGCGCCAUUGCCGCGAGUCAUUUGUAAAUUUGACAUGUUUUCACUUGGAACUGCGCUUUAUUUAAUGACAGUGUGAGACCCAACAACGCUAAUGCAGAAAUCUGCUUUUACAACGAGCCUAGAGUGAUUUUUGUUGAAACUUUUAUGCUGACCCCCAAAAACAUACACAGUAGAACUUGACAAGAGAACUGUUGCCUGGCGCGACCUGCUGCUUCACUCAAUAUUAUUAUAGAACUCCUUUUCGAGUAGCUUUAGUGCAAUAACUGUUCCUAUAAUUAUACCUCUUUUCAAAGUUGCUGUCUUGCUGGCAUACGACACAUCCUCUCUCUCUCUCUCUCUCUCUCUCUC
This is a messenger RNA of Sycon ciliatum, 3634 nucleotides long. RefSeq names its product transmembrane channel-like protein 7. Gene Ontology annotation, cellular component: plasma membrane. The transcript has 21 exons. Gene Ontology annotation, molecular function: mechanosensitive monoatomic ion channel activity. Bases 381 to 2876 code for a protein of 831 amino acids. NCBI's taxonomy places the organism in Eukaryota, Metazoa, Porifera, Calcarea, Leucosolenida, Sycettidae. The record is from RefSeq and is a predicted model, not a curated record.